Vespula pensylvanica (western yellowjacket) is the source of this 1074-nucleotide messenger RNA. Its product is annotated as leukocyte receptor cluster member 1. The transcript is spliced from 3 exons. Lineage: Eukaryota; Metazoa; Arthropoda; Insecta; Hymenoptera; Vespidae. The record is from RefSeq and is a predicted model, not a curated record. The coding region runs from base 34 to 957 and encodes 307 amino acids.
UUAUUUCUUCGAAGAAAUAAGUUCUUAACAAAAAUGAAUAUUUUACCUAAAAAAAGAUGGCAUGUUCGAACAAAAGAAAAUAUAGCUCGUGUAAGACGAGAUGAAGCAAAAGCUGCAGAAGAAGAACGAGUUAAGCAAGAACGUAUUCAAAAAGCAGAAACCGAAGCACGUAUUAACUUUCUGAGACAGCAAGCAAGAACUAAGUAUGAUGGGAGGGCUGAUACAUCUAACGUUAAAACAGAAAUAUCUACUAGUGCUUCGGAACAUGUUAAUUUCUUUUCUGAUCUCGAGAAAGGUAAAAUUGAUUAUAAUAAACCUAAUGUAGAUCAUGAAAAAGAAAAGAAAGAGGAGAAAGAAAAAUAUGAAAAACAAAUUGGUUAUCUUACCUAUCUUGGACAAGAUACAAAUGAAGCAUUAAGAAAAAAGAACUGGUACGAAGAAUUACCCAAAAGAUUAACUGAUAAAGAUAAAGAUAUUGAAGUGGAAAUAAAAAAGAAGGUUUUACAUGAUCCUAUACAAGAUAUGAAGAAGUAUUUAAACAUAAUAGGCAGUGUUUGUUCAGAAAAACAUGUGAAGACCGAAGUAACAAGCGUUAAAAGAAGGCAUUAUGAUUCGGAUGAUUCAGAUAGUGAAAUGGAAAAAAGGAGUUUUGGAAAGAAGAAUAAAAAACAUAAAAAGAAAUAUAAAAAACAAAAGAGAGAAAAAGAUGAUAUUUCUGAGGAAUCUUCAGAAAAAUCUAAAGUUACAACAAAUAUAGAAAAAUUAAGAGCUGAAAGAUUAUUAAGGGAGCAAAAGGAGAAAUUAAGAGCAGAAGUAUUGGUUGCUAAGUUAAGAGGAGAUCCUUUGCCUAUUAUUCCAUCUGAAGAAAUACCUAAAUCUUCUGUUAAACAAAAGUAUAGUUCACAGUUUUUCCCAGAAAUUGCUAGACAAAAUGCAGAAAGAACGCCUCGUAACUAAAUUUAUAUAUAUUAUAUAUAUGUAUAUAUUUUUUAUGUAUGUUAUGUGUGUAUAUAUUUUUUUUUCUAUGUAUGUGUAUGUGUAUAUGUAUAUAUAUAUAUAUUAGUUAUUCAAUAU